AGGGAUCAUCAAGAAACCCAGAGCAUGCUUUCUGACUUGACACCAAACUCCCACAACUGCAACUGCCUUACUGACUCUAUUGUUAUGGAACGUAGGAGGCAUAGAAAGUCUGGAUGAUCAAGCAGAAGGGAAAAUGAAAAUAAAGAAGAAGCAAGCAUCAGAUCAGAAGUGACAAGUUCGGGGGACUGGUAACAUCUGAACAUAUCAAACCAAACAGGCAGACUCUUACACCAUCACUACCACAGCAUUUUACCACAGUGGAAUGCCACUGUAUGUGGAUUCCAAACAAGCUAAAAAGAAAAAGAGCUGAUUAGACCUCUGACUACCUGCUGAACGGGAUGACGGCCACAGCUGAGGUGGAGACACCAAAAAUGGAGAAGAGUGCCUCCAAGGUAGAGAAGCAGCAACCUAAACAAGACAGUACAGAGCAAGGCAAUGCUGAUUCUGAAGAGUGGAUUAGCUCUGAGAGUGAUCCCGAACAGAUGAGCCUUAAAAGCAGUGACAACAAUAAGAACUGCCAACCUGGGGAUGGUCAGUUGAAGAAAAAGGAGAUUCCCUCCAAACCACACCGCCAGCUAUGUCGAUCACCCUGCCUGGAUCGUCCAAGCUUUUCCCAGAGCAGCAUUUUACAGGAUGGUAAGCUUCACUUGAAGAAGGAAUACCAGGCCAAGAUGGAGUUUGCUCUAAAGUUGGGCUAUGCAGAGGAACAGAUUCAAUCCGUGUUAAACAAGCUGGGUCCAGAAUCCCUUAUUAAUGACGUAUUGGCUGAGCUUGUCAGACUUGGCAACAAAGGUGAUUCAGAAGGGCAAGUCAACUUGAGUCUGUUAGUGCCUCAUGGGCCCAACUCCAAAGAGAUUGCAAGUCCUGAAUUGUCUCUUGAAGAUGAAAUAGACAACAGUGACAAUUUGAGGCCAGUUGUCAUUGAUGGAAGUAAUGUGGCAAUGAGCCAUGGAAAUAAAGAAGAAUUCUCCUGCAGAGGAAUACAACUUGCUGUGGAUUGGUUUCUAGAUAAAGGCCACAAAGAUAUUACUGUAUUUGUGCCUGCAUGGAGAAAGGAACAAUCCCGCCCUGAUGCACCUAUUACAGAUCAAGAUAUUCUACGUAAACUGGAAAAGGAAAAGAUUCUCGUCUUCACUCCAUCUCGGAGAGUCCAGGGCAGGAGGGUUGUCUGCUAUGAUGACCGGUUUAUAGUCAAACUGGCUUUUGAUUCUGAUGGCAUCAUUGUGUCCAAUGAUAACUACCGAGACCUUCAAGUUGAAAAGCCAGAAUGGAAGAAGUUUAUAGAGGAACGGUUGCUGAUGUAUUCUUUUGUGAAUGACAAAUUUAUGCCUCCAGAUGACCCUUUAGGACGCCAUGGCCCAAGCCUUGAAAAUUUUUUAAGAAAGAGACCCGUUGUUCCAGAGCAUAAGAAACAACCAUGUCCUUAUGGCAAAAAAUGCACCUACGGCCACAAGUGCAAAUACUACCAUCCGGAGCGGGCCAACCAACCCCAGCGUUCGGUGGCUGAUGAGCUCCGCAUCAGUGCCAAACUGUCCACAGUGAAAACCAUGAGCGAAGGCACCCUGGCCAAGUGUGGCACAGGGAUGUCUUGUGACAAAGGUGAGAUAACCUCAGAGGUCAAACGUGUGGCCCCCAAGCGCCAAUCAGAUCCCAGCAUCCGGUCCGUGGCUGUGGAGCCUGAGGAAUGGCUGUCUAUUGCCCGUAAGCCUGAGGCCAGCUCUGUCCCCUCGCUUGUGACCGCCCUAAGUGUCCCCACAAUCCCACCCCCAAAAAGCCAUGCAGUGAGUGCACUUAAUACCCGUUCAGCUAGUAGCCCAGUGCCAGUAUCCUCCCAUUUCCCCCACCAGAAGGCCUCAUUGGAACAUAUGGCCAGUAUGCAGUACCCUCCCAUUCUGGUUACCAACAGCCAUGGCACCCCUAUUAGCUAUGCUGAGCAAUACCCAAAGUUUGAGUCUAUGGGGGACCAUGGCUACUAUUCGAUGUUAGGCGACUUCUCCAAAUUAAAUAUCAACAGCAUGCAUAAUCGAGAGUACUACAUGGCUGAAGCAGACCGGGGGGUGUAUGCCCGGAAUCCCAACCUCUGUCCUGACAGCCGUAUGAGCCAUACCAGAAAUGACAACUAUUCCUCUUACAACAACCUGUACUUGGCUGUAGCUGAUACCCUUCCUGAAGGCAAUUUAAAGCUGCACCGCUCAGCAUCUCAGAACCGUCUUCAGCCUUUUCCUCAUGGUUACCAUGAAGCCUUAACACGAGUGCAGAGUUAUGGCCCAGAAGAUUCUAAGCAAGCCCCCCACAAGCAGUCAGUCUCCCACUUAGCACUGCAUGCCCAGCACCCAGCAACUGGAGCACGUUCUAGCUGUCCUGGAGACUACCCCAUGCCUCCCAAUAUCCAUCCUGGGGCAACACCCCAGCCAGGCCGUGCCCUGGUGAUGACUCGGAUGGAUAGUGUUUCUGACUCCCGCCUCUAUGAGAGUAAUCCCAUGAGGCAAAGACGACCUCCUCUGUGCCGGGAACAGCAUGCCAGCUGGGAUCCGCUGCCCUGUGCAACCGACUCCUAUGGCUACCACUCCUAUCCCUUGAGUAACAGCCUCAUGCAACCAUGUUACGAGCCAGUCAUGGUACGAAGCGUGCCUGAAAAGAUGGAGCAGCUUUGGAGGAAUCCUUGGGUUGGAAUGUGCAAUGAUUCCAGGGAGCAUAUGAUCCCAGAGCACCAAUAUCAGACCUACAAGAAUCUCUGCAAUAUUUUCCCUUCUAACAUCGUCCUUGCAGUGAUGGAGAAGAAUCCCCACACAGCAGAUGCCCAACAACUGGCAGCCUUGAUUGUUGCUAAGCUUAGGGCUGCACGUUGACAUGACAUAGAACUUAUUUCUUUAUACAAAUAUGAGUAUUAAUACUAAUCAUACAGUAAUACUAUUACUAUAACUAAUAAUCUGUGUUGCGCUUUACAAGUUACAGAGUAUUAACAUCAUUUAAGCGCAUAACAGUCCUGUGAGGUAGGUCUUGCUAACAUCCUCUUUUAUAGAAAAGGAAGCUGAAGCUCAGUGAGAUUAAGUGACUUGCCAAGGUCAUGCUGCUAGCAAAUGACCAAGUCAAGACGCACACCCAAGUCCUCUGACUCCAAGUCCCAUGCCCUUUUGCACUGCACCAUGCAGGUAAUGGAGGAUAAAACCCAGGGGGAGAGGUUUAAAUGCAAGAAACCCCAAGGGAUUCCAUUACCAGCAUUUUCUUAGCCACACAUUCUAUAUUACAAAGUAUGAAUAAUAUAUCCAAUUUAGAGAGCAAAAGCAUCAGGAUCAGAUUGUAUAUUGAAUUAACCUUUCAGGUUUUUUAAAUAGGAAUUUUUAAAGCUAUUUAAAAGUAAAUGCAUACUUUAUUGCAUGGAUAUCUGAUCAUUCAAUCUCUUUAUUAACCAAGUUAUAGGGUCACACUGAAACUUCUAAAGCUACAUUUCAAACCUAUUAUUAUCAAUUAUAUUGCAUGUGUGAAUGUAUAUAUGAAUGUAUAUAUUUGGUUUGAGAUGUGCAUGUAUCUCUGUAUAACCUUUUAUAUAGUGAUGAGAAGGUAGGCUCUACACAGUCCUUAGUCUACAGCUGUAUAAAUCAUGAAUCUGACUUGAUGAUUUUAUGUCACAUUUCGUAGUUUUGAAUAGUGAAACCACAUGCCAAUAUUUGAACACUGCUUUCUUCUGCACCAGAGCAAACCCUCUCCAUUUCCUUUGUGCUUUUUACUUGCCAACAUUUAUUAACAGUUCUUAGCUUCCAAGUCUCUUCACCACAGAAAAUUGGGGAUCAGGUUGCAGCCUUCUGCAGAGAAGCGGAUGGUUAAGCUCAAGUUUGGAGCAUAGCAUGUGUGUGCUACACAAGUUCAGAAGAGUUUGACCAGGACCAAGGGACUUAUUACCACAAUUCACUCCCCUUAUUCCAGGAGAGAUGGCCAAACUCAGGUGGCAUUAAAUAGUGAUGCAAAAGCUUCACUCAAGGAGGGACUAUCGGAUGCUCUUUGGACUUCUAUGCAGUAUUCAACAUCACAAGAUGAAAUGUAAUGGAGGACAGUGCAUAGCCAUGUAAUCCACUUUUUCCUGCUGUCCACCCUUUGGGCAAUAAGGUCAAUCAUUGGUGGAGCUGAAUUUCUUUCAAAAUCAAAACCAGGGGAUUUUCUAGGUGGAAAAAAAGGCAGCUUCCAAAAAAGACGCUGCAUCUUUGCUAAUAGCUGGCUCAGUUAUGCACUUCAAAUCCACGCAAAGAGGGUGCACUUGCCAUUAGAUAAUUCUUAAAUGUGCUACCAAAAAAAAGUAAGACUUUUUGGUUGGGUGGCACCAUUUGCGCAACUUGUAUCUUGCUCAGGGUGGGAACCUUUGUAUCUAAAUGCCUCCAGAAGAGGUAUUGUUUUUGUUUUUGUUUUCUAAGCUACACUAAAUGAACCCCCUUUUUGAAUCCAUUGUAGAUGUCAACAUUUUGAACCAUAACCAGCUUACUGUUUUCUGAGCUGGAACUUGCUAACUUCUAUGGUAUUUUUUUAUGAAAGUAGAGGCCUGGCCUUGGCCUUUUGUUUCUUCAUGAGAAGGUGUGGCACCGCCCAUAAAUGUUUCUUACUAUGAAACACUCUGAAUGGGAGGCUGUAGUCUGGGUUGUUUCCGGUGGUUUGAUAGUGGCUUACAUGCUGCUUUCUGGCUUUCUGUCUCUGUCCAAAUUGAUCAAUACUGCAUCUCAACCAAUGUUUCUCUUCAGUUAACCACAGCUUCACAUUUAUCUCCUAAGAUCCAAUCUUCCCAUUCCCAUUCCCCAGCAUAUUGAAAAAGUGUAAAUGUAUUUUCUAUCAGGUCGGUCCAUAGAGCGUGACAGUUACCACUGCAGUCCUUGCUAUUUCACACAAACACCAUUUCAUACCUUCAACUUCUUGAACUUUCUAAAUCUGCCCCAUGUCUAAAUCAGGGUAUUUGACAAUCUCAGAUGACUCUAAUGCCUUUGUGCCAGUUAGUUCAUCAUUCUACCAAAAUCAUCAAUGGCAUCGCAGUAUCUACUAGCUGCACAAUUUACAGGGAAGCAGAAGAUUAAUCUUAUCAGCUGCAAUUCAUCUUGAACAUGUUUAUAUUUAGUACUCAAAAAAAUUGUAAGCUCCUUUCCAUAUAGGAACUGUUUUUAAAGGCAGCAUAUGUAUUUCUUAUUUUCUAAAAACAAUUGUCACUCUUCUCCUCUCAUAAAAUGUGUAUGAACCAAAGCGGCUAGGAGCAAUGCCUCAAAUAACCAGAAAUGACCUUUUGUUGAUACAAAUUGUAUCUCUUUUUUUUCCUGAUUGUAUAGAAACAAAUGUACAAAACUCAUCUUAUGCUAAGUUUGGUACUGAGUUUUCACCACAAUGUUUGUGGCACUAUGUGUCACAGGGAAGUAAUCCAGGGGUUGUGAGGGAGUUUUUAUUUCCAAAGGACAGUAGUAGUUUAUAGACAAAGACAAUUUUUCAAGGCCUCUUUAUUACGAGGUACACAGCUAUUAUGUGUUCAAUUUCAAGCACUAUAUUGUGUAAGUUCUUAGUAGCCUAUUUAUGUCCUUGCAAAAGGGAUUUUGUGUAAAAAGUGUGUUAGUGAAUCAUCUGCAAGAAUAUAUAAAUGGAGUUUUACAACUAUGAGUGCAUAAAUCCAGCUUGGUUCUUAGUUAUUAGAGAAACAUUUUCUUUAUAUUGAGGUCAGCACACUUCUUGACCUUUCCAUUUUGUCUGUAAUUAUAAAACAGCAAAUAACAAAGAAGCAUUGGGACCCCCUUGGCUCCCUUGAUGAUAUCAAUCUUCCUUCAUGGGGCUAAGCAUGUGUCCUUCAGGAUUCUUACCUCCAAGCACUCAACAGGGGUUACUGCACAGUGUUUUGUGUGGUUUUCAAGAUGCAGUAUAUUUUGCAAGAGGUGCUUUAUAAUUUGAAUUCUUUCACUGAUUUUCUGAUCUCAUAGGAAGUCUGUAUCUGUUCAGGCCUUAGAUUUUUGUGAUUUUUUUUCUUUUUGUUAUUUUCAUUUCAACCUGAGAAGUGUGGACCUGGAGUGGUAUGGUCAAUCCAGGGCACCGUUUUUGUAAGACAGCUCAAAGGAAAAAGAGCCUUUUCAAAGGUGACAUUGAGCCACUGCAUGCUCUCCUAAGGAGUCAGGUAGGAAAGGGAAAAUGACAGAUACCUUAUGGAAAUGGUCUAAAAACUUUUCUUCUUCUAAGUAAUGAAACACAUAAUUCUCUCUCUCUCUCUCUCUCUCUCUCUCUCUCUCUCUCUCUCUCUCUCUCUCUGAGCUAGUUUCCAGGAGCACACUUCUCUAAAAAUUCCUUUUUUUUCUAUUUUGGAAUAAAUUAUCCUUAUAUAGUAAUUUAAAUAUUGUUAUCCAUUAACCUUUGGCAUUGAGUUUUCUUCUAACAUAUAAGAGUUCAUCUUGAGAGGCAUUCUGUCUAUGCUGUAAGUAUGAGACUUUGUACAAAUGCCCUUUUGGGGGGCCAACAAUUUCAAUACUUUGUUCUACUCUGUAAACCAGGUGUGAGUCUGCACAAGGAAAGUAAUGCUGAGCUGUCCAAAGAGCCCUGCUCAGGUCUCCUCCUAACCGUUCUCUGCCUUCCCCUAGUUUGCUUCUCCUCAGGACUGAUACUGAGGAGUGCAUAGUCUUCAACCGAAACAGCACUACAGUUAGUUCUCAUUGGAAACCAAACCAGUGUAUUUCUGGAACCUGCUUGUCUGAAGUAGUCAAAGUCUUUGUAAAGACUCAGCAUAUUCAAUAUGUAUUGUAUUAUAGCUAGCUAUAUACAUAGGCAGGUUGACUAUUUUUAGUCCUGGUUUGUGUAUCAUUGAGCUAUAGUAGUUGGCUUUAUCCAUUUGUGGAAUUAAACAAUACUGUUUAAUGGUUGUAAACUUUUAUAAAACCUCUUUGGGUUUUUUGUCUGACCCAAAUAUAAUGUAAGUCUCAAUGACAAAACACAUGAAGCUAACUGGAGGUGAGUGAAAAUAUAGCUUUCCCCAGUUUUGUCUGCCCCGAUAAUGCAUGUGCAAUGCUUUAUAAUAUGUUCUCACUAGCAUGAAUGUGCUAUGACUACUUCAUGAGGUUUUAAUUUGUUUUAUCUAUACUUGUGAUGGAAAAUGAUGUAUUGCUGACAUUGAACUGUAACCACAAUUUAUUGCAUAAACUAUUUGUCUACUAACCA
Carlito syrichta (Philippine tarsier) is the source of this 7158-nucleotide messenger RNA. RefSeq names its product zinc finger CCCH-type containing 12B (gene ZC3H12B). The record is from RefSeq and is a predicted model, not a curated record. Gene Ontology annotation, cellular component: cytoplasmic ribonucleoprotein granule; nucleus. The transcript has 6 exons. Gene Ontology annotation, molecular function: RNA endonuclease activity; metal ion binding; mRNA binding. Lineage: Eukaryota; Metazoa; Chordata; Mammalia; Primates; Tarsiidae. Bases 339 to 2849 code for a protein of 836 amino acids.